Messenger RNA from Anthostomella pinea, 279 nucleotides. NCBI's taxonomy places the organism in Eukaryota, Fungi, Ascomycota, Sordariomycetes, Xylariales, Xylariaceae. The record is from the annotation of a GenBank genome assembly.
AUGGCCGCUACCCGGACAGAGUGUCCGAGAACCAGUCCUGACACCCGACCCCGAGAACCGCAGUUCUCGAACUGUCUGAGCCCGCUGGCUGGGCUCCAGUUCUUCUUCACCGACGCCGUACUCGCGGUUUGCUUGCCGGGCCGCCCUCGUUUCAUGGACAUCGCAAGCAAGCAGACGGCUGAGGAUCUGGAUGAGGAUGGCAGAUGUGUGACUGCGCCAAACCGCAUCGGUUUUGACGUCUGCAGCAUCGAGCCGGGAGGCCGCAGCCGGCCGGGCUGA